This is a messenger RNA of Megalobrama amblycephala (Wuchang bream), 2260 nucleotides long. Its product is annotated as prenylcysteine oxidase-like. Gene Ontology annotation, molecular function: prenylcysteine oxidase activity. Bases 247 to 1737 code for a protein of 496 amino acids. Lineage: Eukaryota; Metazoa; Chordata; Actinopteri; Cypriniformes; Xenocyprididae. Gene Ontology annotation, biological process: prenylated protein catabolic process; prenylcysteine catabolic process. The transcript has 6 exons. The record is from RefSeq and is a predicted model, not a curated record.
AAAGAUCACGCGCUGUUGUUGCCGGACAGUAGCAGACAGCGAGCAAAUAUGAAUACGUGUAGCUUUUACUGUUCUGCAGAAGCGACAUUCAUCAAAAUAAUCAGAUAUUUAUGAUAUAUUUAUUAAAUCUCUCUCUUACAAUCGACAAGAGCUGAGAAGAAAUGCAUAAAGGCUCGUGCAUUCAUUUAGCUUGAAUGCACGUGCAUCCUCUGUUCAUUGAAAGAGUGUCGGCUGAUAGAAACAAACAUGAAUCAGUAUCUGAUUGUUCUGCUUUCUUUUGUGCAUAUAUUGGCGGAUUCGGAUUUUGCAAAACUCGAUGGUGCCCCGCCUUCUAAAAUAGCUGUUGUUGGAGCUGGAAUCGGAGGAACCGCUACAGCUCAUUUCCUUAGGCAACACUUCGGGCCGGAAGUGAGAAUUGAUGUAUUUGAGAAAGGGUCAGUCGGUGGUCGUCUGGCGACUGUUACCGUGAACCACCAAGACUACGAGUCCGGUGGAUCCAUCAUUCAUUCCCUCAACCUGCACAUGCAAGACUUUGUCCAGCAGCUGGGGCUGAAGUAUCGUAAGAGUGUGGCUGGGAAAACGGCAGUGUUCAAUGGAGAGGAGUUCAUUCUGGAGGAGACUGAUUGGUACCUGCUGGAUUUGUUUCGCUUGUGGUGGCGCUAUGGGAUCAGCUUCAUCCGCCUGCAGAUGUGGGUGGAGGAGAUCAUGGAAAAGUUUAUGAGAAUCUAUAAAUAUCAGGCCCAUGGCUAUGCCUUCAGUUCAGUAGAAGAGCUGCUGCAUUCUCUCGGGGGUUCAGGAUUCAUCAACAUGACCCGCCGCUCUCUUUCCGAAUCUCUGUUAGAAUUGGGCGUCUCCCAGCGCUUCAUUGAUGAAGUCAUAGCCCCGAUCAUGAGGGUCAACUACGGCCAGAACAUCAGCAUCCCUGCAUUUGUUGGUGCUGUGUCUCUAGCUGGUGCACAGGCCAAUCUCUGGGCUGUUGAAGGAGGAAACAAGCUGGUUUGCUCGGGACUGCUUAAACUAGCAAAAGCUAAUCUCAUCCAGAGUCCAGUUACAACCAUUAGCCUCCGAUCAACAGGAGAUGACCACCAGUAUGAGCUCACUUACGACUCUCAAAAUGAGAAGUCAUCGGAGCUCUAUGACAUUGUAGUAGUUGCGACGCCUCUCCAGCAAAACGUCAACUCGGGAAUCUCAUUCCAGGGCUUUGAGCCACAACUCCCAGAAAUGCCGGGCUCCUACCACCAAACUGUGGCCUCUGUCAUCCACGGCUACCUAAAUUGCACCUACUUCGGCUUCCCCGACCCAAAGCUAUUUCCGUUUUCAAGCAUCCUUACUACAGACACUCCUGGACUUUUCUUCAACAGCGCUGCCAGCGUCUGUCCGGUCAACAUAACUUCCGGAUUCCGCAGAAAACAGCCACAGGAGGCCGGAGUUUACAAGGUCUUUUCCCCAAAACCUCUGGAGAAGAAUGAGCUGAAGACCCUUUUUAAGUCCUACUACUCAGUGCAGGUCACAGAUUGGUUGGCGUACCCUCAUUAUGGAAGCACCCAGGGUUUGCCUCAGGUGGUGCUGCACGAUAACUUGUACUUCCUCAAUGGAAUCGAAUGGGCUGGAAGUGCGAUGGAAAUGAGCUCGGUGGCAGCUAAGAAUAUAGCUCUGUUGGCCUACCACCGCUGGAAUAGACAACUGGAAAUGAUUGAUCAGAAAGACCUCAUGCACAAAGUGAAGACAGAAUUGUGACAUUCUGCAUGGCGUUUUAAAGACACUAUGGAAUAUAAUAAGGAGGUGUUAUACUUACACAACAGUCUGGUUUCGGUUCCACACAACACGCUUAUGUCUUAGUUUUUCUUUUUUGAUGCAAAAUGCAAAAACGGUUGCAUGUCUGCUUGCUUGCCAGAUGUUUGGCGAACAUGAACAGCAUUGCGGUCUCAGGCUGAACGCUUGAUCUUUAUCAGGCGGCGGUAAUGUGUGGGACGUCUUCUACAUUACUGACCAACUUCAAGCCUCUGCUAGCUCACUUUUUAUCAGCUGAUGUGAUAAAGUAAACACGUUGUGUGGGGAGAUUUGAAAGUAAUUCUACAUUUAUGUAUUUUUCUUGCUGAAGAGGUCUUGUAGUUUCAAAAUUUUGUGUUCUACAUGCUAUGUAUGUGCAAUGUCAUUGGGCUAGGAAAAGUCUUAGCAGGAAUUCAUCUUUAUUUAUAAAUGAUUUAUUAUGAUAGCUUGACUUUCUCAUUUCAAUAAAUAAUGGCUUAUGAUCAUCUCA